AUGGCCGUGAAGAGAAGCAGAGAAGUGGAGACGUUAGACAUGGCGAAAUGUCUAAUCUACCUCUCCCACGGUCUUAUUAACACCGUUAAUUCCACUUCCAAUCCUUCCCCCGUCCCCGCAUUCGAAUGCAAGACCUGCAACCGGAAGUUCCCGUCCUUCCAAGCUCUGGGGGGCCACCGGGCCAGCCACAAGAGGCCCAAGAAUUUACUGGGCUUGGGCCACAACGCAGCGUUCAACUUAGCAUCCACGAAGCCCAAAGUGCACGAGUGCUCCAUUUGCGGGGUCGAGUUUGCGAUGGGCCAGGCUUUGGGCGGUCACAUGCGGAGGCACCGAGCAGCCGCCGCCGCCGCCGCGAGUGACGGCUUCGGUCCCGUUGCCGCCGUGGCUCCUAAGUCGGAGGGUGGAAACUUGAGCAAGGUGCUGCCGCUGCUUAGGAGGACGGGGAGUUGCAAACGCGUGUUUGGGCUGGAUUUGAACUUGUCGCCGUUGGAGAACGACUUGCAGUAUUUGUUUGGGACGAUGGCUCCCAAAGUUUCCAUUAUUUGA
Molecule: messenger RNA, 546 nt
Organism: Linum tenue
Lineage: Eukaryota; Viridiplantae; Streptophyta; Magnoliopsida; Malpighiales; Linaceae
Source: the annotation of a GenBank genome assembly